GACAGCAACCUGCACUGGCCGUGUACCAAUUGAUCCAAGACUACUCCAGCGACGCCUUCUGGCAAGGCUUCGACUUCUUCACCGACCCGGAUCCGACCGAUGCCCUGGUACAAUUCCAAUCUCUGGAGCAGGCGAAUGCAACAGGCAUAGCAGGAUUCAUAGAAGGAGGAAAUGCAUCUUUCGCCAUCUACAUGGGUGUGGACACUGAAAAUGUCGCUCCGCAGGGUCGAGCCAGUGUAGGCGUCUCAUCGUCACAAUCUUUCCAGCAUGCUUUGGUCAUCGCCGAUAUUGUUCACAUGCCCGGGGGCGUCUGUGGUAGCUGGCCUGCAUUUUGGAUGGUGGGCGCAAACUGGCCGAAUAACGGAGAAAUCGACAUUGUCGAGGGAGUCAAUGAUCAACCGACCAACUCCAUGACAUUGCAUACCGGACAAGGUGCAGUGGUCAGCAAUGGCACCGACUUCUCGGGUGAACUGAUUACAUCCAACUGCGACGCCGGGGGAGGUGUGCUUGCAACUGAGUGGACGGCGGAUUUCAUCAAAAUAUGGUUCUUCCCGCGAGGCACCUUCCCCGAUGACAUUGUCAGCAGUAAUCCAACCCCGUCUGAAAACUGGGGUACCCGAAACUCGCUGUUCCAAGGAUCAUUCAAUCUCGACGAUCAUUUCAACAAUCUCCAGAUCGUGUUCGACACGACCUUCUGCGGGCAG
Molecule: messenger RNA, 704 nt
Organism: Cladophialophora immunda
Lineage: Eukaryota; Fungi; Ascomycota; Eurotiomycetes; Chaetothyriales; Herpotrichiellaceae
Exons: 2
Biological process (GO): glucan catabolic process
Molecular function (GO): hydrolase activity, hydrolyzing O-glycosyl compounds
Source: RefSeq, a predicted model, not a curated record